Messenger RNA from Rattus rattus (black rat), 1098 nucleotides. RefSeq names its product zinc finger protein 580. Bases 171 to 689 code for a protein of 172 amino acids. Gene Ontology annotation, biological process: regulation of transcription by RNA polymerase II. Gene Ontology annotation, molecular function: RNA polymerase II cis-regulatory region sequence-specific DNA binding; DNA-binding transcription activator activity, RNA polymerase II-specific. The transcript has 2 exons. The record is from RefSeq and is a predicted model, not a curated record. Gene Ontology annotation, cellular component: nucleus. NCBI's taxonomy places the organism in Eukaryota, Metazoa, Chordata, Mammalia, Rodentia, Muridae.
CCCCUCGCGCCCCUGCGCCCCCCGACCCGCGUCCCCGGCGCCGCCGGCCCGGAGCUGCCCGGAAGCUCGCUCUUACCGCGGCGCUCGUCAGGGCAAGCCCGGGUCCGUCCGGGACCUCGGCCCCGUUCUCCCCCGGACCCGAGAGGCUGCUGCACCGGCUGCCGCUCCAGAUGCUGCUGCUGCCGCCGCGGCCACCCCACCCUCGGUCCUCCUCUCCGGAGGUCAUGGACCCACCGCCCCCCAAGACUCCCCCUUUUCCCAAGGCGGAAGGCCCCUCCUCCACUUCUUCCUCGGUGGCGGGGCCGCGGCCACCGCGGCUGGGCCGCCAUCUGCUCAUCGACGCCAACGGGGUCCCCUACACGUACACGGUGCAGCUGGAGGAGGAACCUAGGGGCCCGCCGCAGCGCGAGGCGACCCCGGGAGAGCCAGGUCCUCGCAAGGGCUACAGCUGCCCAGAGUGCGCUCGUGUCUUUGCCAGCCCUCUGCGGCUGCAGAGCCACCGUGUGUCGCACUCGGACCUCAAGCCCUUUACUUGUGGUGCUUGUGGCAAAGCUUUCAAGCGCUCCAGCCACCUGUCGCGGCACCGCGCCACCCACCGUGCGCGCGCUGGUCCACCUCACACCUGCCCGCUCUGUCCACGCCGCUUCCAGGACGCCGCGGAGCUGGCGCAACACGUGCGCCUGCACUAAGCUCGGCCCUGCUCUCUCUGGGCCACCACGUCCGUCCCACACAGUGUCAUUCCUACACAUACCCCAGUUCUGCUGAGGUUACUGCCUUACCCUAGGCCUCAGUUUCCCCACCAACCCCCAAAGAGAAACAUCAUUUCGUCUUUUCUUCUGUCUAGCUGUGUGAUGUAGACCAAAGUUGUUGCCCUUCUGGGCCUGGGUGUCAAUUGGAACUGGGCUUCAGUCCAGCCGUGCUGUGUAAGCCUUUGCAAAUGCUACGACCUCUCCUGAGUCUUGGUCGUCUACUCUUCCCAAGUAGUAAGGUCCUCGUGGAAGAAAUGACAAAAGCACCAGCACGGUCUGGAUCACCUCUGUACUUCCCUCUAAUGCCCAUGAUCCCUCGUUCUUUGCCCAAUAAACAUUCCGCACUUCA